AUGGAGGAGAAGACAGACAAGUCGACAGGCGUUCUGUACCUGAUCGGGCUGGGGUUGAGCAACGAGCAGGACAUCACAGUGUGCGGCCUGCAGGUUGUGAAACGCUGCAAGCAUGUGUAUCUUGAGGGAUACACGUCGAUCCUCGGGGUAGAGAAGAGCAAACUGGAGGAGUUCUACGGGAGGGAGGUGGAGCUGAUGGACAGAGAGGCGGUGGAGUCGAACUCAGAUGAGAUGUUGCUUGCAGCGAGGACGGCAGAGGUUGCGUUUCUUGUUGUUGGAGACGUGUACGGGGCAACUACACACACUGACAUCGCCCUGAGAGCGAAGGAGAUGGGCAUCAGAGUGGAGGUCAUUCACAACGCGUCCACCAUGAAUGCUUGUGGAGCGUGCGGCCUGCAGCUCUACAACUUCGGGCAAACAGUGUCACUCUGCUUCUGGACAGAG
This is a messenger RNA of Guillardia theta CCMP2712, 444 nucleotides long. RefSeq lists its product as hypothetical. NCBI's taxonomy places the organism in Eukaryota, Cryptophyceae, Pyrenomonadales, Geminigeraceae. Gene Ontology annotation, biological process: protein histidyl modification to diphthamide. The annotation marks the transcript as partial. The transcript has a single exon. Gene Ontology annotation, molecular function: diphthine synthase activity. The record is from RefSeq and is a predicted model, not a curated record.